Messenger RNA from Triticum aestivum (bread wheat), 1872 nucleotides. RefSeq names its product F-box/LRR-repeat protein At3g26922. Lineage: Eukaryota; Viridiplantae; Streptophyta; Magnoliopsida; Poales; Poaceae. The record is from RefSeq and is a predicted model, not a curated record. Gene Ontology annotation, molecular function: protein binding. The transcript has 3 exons. The coding region runs from base 157 to 1110 and encodes 317 amino acids.
CUCGCCGCCCCACAGCACCAACCACCACACACACACACACACAGGCAGACAGCAUCUCCCUCCCUCGCCGCCGCCGCCGCAUCCCACUCCCAAUCGAAAACCCUCGCCGGCAGCUUAGGAAAAAAGCUCACCGUCGCCCACCAUCCACACGCGGCCAUGGACGAACCUUGCGUCGGGACUAGCAUGACCGAGUUUGCGCGUCCCGACGACGUGAAGUCCAUGACGAACUUCGAAAUCGGGCGCACCUGCCAAUGCAUCCCGGAUCCGCUCAUCUCCAUACCCGGCCCCCUCUCGCUCUCCAGCGCGCCGUGGAUCCCCCAUGGCGCCGACCGCAUCAGCUGCUUACCCGACGCCAUCCUCCGCAACAUCGUCGCUCGGCUCCCCCCCAAGGACGCCGCGCGCACCGCCGUCCUCGCCUCGCGCUGGCGCCCCCUCUGGCGCUCGGCGCCGCUCGUUCUCAUCGACACCCACCUGCUCCCGGACUACGGCGCGCGCGGGCCGCUCAUCGUCGGCGCCCGCUAUCCCCGCGCCGUCACCGAUGCAGUUUCUCGCAUCCUGGCGACGCACCCGGGGCCUUUCCGCUGCGUUCACCUCACCUGCUCGGUCAUGGACGAGCACCAAGACGAGCUGGAGAGCUGGCUCGACAUCCUCGCAGCCAAGGGCGUGCAGGAACUGGUCUUUGUGAACCGGCCGUGGCCGAUUGAUCUGGAUCUCCCUGCCACGAUUUUCCGGUGCACCUCUCUUGUCCGUCUGUAUCUUGGGUUUUGGCGGUUUCCAAACACCGACGGCGCCAUCCCACGCCCGGCUGCUUUUCCGAAUCUUCGAGAGCUCUUCCUUUCCUGCACUACCGUGAAUGAAUGGGACAUCGCCUUCAUGCUUGAAAAAAGCCCUGUACUAGAGCUACUUAUGAUUUCCGGGCGCCCAGCUUUCUCCACUCUUCACCUUGCAAGCGACAGUUUGCGGUGCGUUUUGAUUCCCGUGACUUUCUUUGAUGAAAUCGUUGUGGUCAACUGCCCACGCCUUGAGAGGCUAUGCCAAUGUGCAUUUGUGAUACCCACUAAGUUGACGAUUGGCCAUGCACCCAAAUUGUGUGCAUUUUGGGAUACUUAAAGGCUGGACGAAACACCAUCUCUGUGACUGAAGAUGAGUGUCCCACUCUCCCAAACGUGAAGAUAUUUUCAAUAGGGGUGGAGUUUCAAGAUGAUCAAGACGUGGAGAUGAUUCCUAGCUUCAUUUCUAUUUUCCCCAACCUGGAAACUCUUCAUGUCCAUUCCGCAGAAGGACAUCAAAUUGGUGCAAGCGUCAAUUCCAAGUUCUGGCAGGAGGGCGAUCCCAUUAAAUGUAGCUUGCAGACAUUGAGGAAUGUGUUCUUCUACGAGUUCCGAGGGUCGAGAAGUGAGAUUGACUUCCUCAAGUUCAUCGCUGAGGGAGCUGGGAUGCUGGAGAAGUUAGUGGUUCGAGUGGCCGGUGAAUGCUCGUCUUCCUUGAGUGUGGCUACCAGUCUGAACUUUCUCAGGUUUCGAAGCACAGUUUGCCGAUGUGAAGUCCUUCCGUGCCCAGGCUUGAGAGUGAGAACGCCACGGUACAAGUACAAAGCUUCCUAUGAUCUAUCUCUUAAGGACCCUUUGGAGAUGCCGUACGUAGUGGUACCACAAAUGUUUCGUUAAAGUGUUCGAGUUAGUCAGUAGCAGAUCGGUGAAGACUAGUAGCACUCCAACUUUUUGUUCUGAAUGUGUUUCUCAGUGACUUUUAUAUUGUAUGCUUAGCCUAUGGAUUCUUGCACAAUUUUGCACCAUCUUGAAUUCUGCAAGACUUGAGGCUUGUGCGGGAUCAUCCGAAUUGUAUUGUAUAUGAACUUGACAGAAAUGCUCA